CGCCCCCCCGGCAGGGCCCCGUCGCUGCCACCCCCCUCUGUCCCAGCGCCCUCCCCUCGUGUCACUGUCCCCACGCAGCGCCGUGGCCGCCCCCGGCUGUGCACACGCGUGUUCCCGUCCCGCUGGUGGCCAUGCCGGGGGGGGCCUCAGCUGUCCCCAGGUGUCCCCAAGCGUGCCCCCACUGCCUCCCCGCUACCCCUGAGUGGGGGCACUGGGACAAGCCCACCCUGGGACACCUCGGGACCCCUCCGGGGGACACGGGAGCCCCUCGGCAGCCCCGGAGCUCGGUGCCUCGGUGACAGGAGGUGGCGGUGGAGGGGUGUCCCCUGUGGGACUCCCCCGAGGGCCCCCCCAGCCCGGGCGGCCCCGCUGCCGCCGUCAGUCAGCGCUGGCCCCAUUCCCGGCCCCGGAACAUGGAGGGCCCCGAGCUGCUCCGGCUCUGGGUGCUGGCAGCCCUGGCCCUGGGGGGGUCCCAAGCCACUGUCCUCGACCACCACGUCCUCCCCGACCUCCGCCUCUCCGCUGAGACCGGAGCCAUCUUCGUGCACGAGCUGGAGAGGGAGCUGUUCCUGGAGGCCUUCCCAGGGAGCGAGGAUGAUGAUGCCCCUGUGACCUUCCGAGCCCACCUGUGGGACCACCCGGACCUGCCGCGGUGGCUGCGCUUCGCCCAGCGGGACCCCGGCCAGCCCGGCUUCCUGUACGGCUGCCCCCUGGCCCCCGAGCUGGGCACCCACAGCAUCCAGGUGCUGGCCUACAACCGUCACACCUUCGCCACCGUGUCCCAGCGCCUCCUCAUCAGUGUCACCCCCGCCCCAGGUGGGGACGCCCCGUUCCAGGCCGAGUUCCUGGUGGGGAACAGGAACGUGGAGGAGCUGCUGCCGGAGGCGGCGCGGGAGAUGUUCCUGCAGGCCUCGGCCGGGGUCUGGGAGCGCGGGGACCUGCACAUCAUCAACGUCACCUCUGCCCUGGACCGCGGCGGCCGCGUCCCGCUGCCCAUCGAGGGGCGCCGGGAGGGGGCGUACGUCCAGGUGGGCUCCCACAGCCCCUUCUCGCCGUGCCUGGCGUCGGCCGUGUCCCCGCAGAGCCGCUCCCGCUGUCACCGGGGCCAGCGUCCCCUCGCCUCCUGCUACGACACCUUCGCCCCCCACUUCUCCAUCCGCUGGUGCAACCUCACCCUGCUGCAGGUCUGGCCCAGCCCCACGACGCCGGGGCCGCUGUGGGGGUCCGGGGUGCUGGAGGACGGGGGGGGUUUCGAGCCCCCCACCGAGGUUGUCCCCCGGGAGCUGCUGCCCGGGUUCCUGGUGACGCUGCUGGUGCCGCUGGCGGUGGCCGCGCUGCUCUGCCUGCUCCUGGGCCACCUCAUGUGCUGCCGCAGGGAGGGAGUGGAAAAACGGGACUUGCAGACAUCUGACAUCCAGCUGGUCCAUCACAGCUCCAUCCACGGGGACACGCGCGAGCUGCGCCUCAUGGCCGGGAGCCGGGACGUGCCCCGGCCCCUGUCCACCCUGCCCAUGUUCAAUGUCCGCACGGGCCAGCGCAUCAACCCCAUGCCCGGCCCCCGCGACGGGGCCCGCGUCCCGCUGCUGCCGCAGUGAGGGGACCCCCGGGGCGCGGGGACAGCCCCAGCGCUGGGAAAGGGGUGUCCGGGUGGCUUUGGGGGGGACAAAGCCCCGGCAGCGCCAGGAGGAGUUGCCCGCCCGGCUGGGCUCUGCCCAGAGGAUUUGGGCUAUCCUUGCUUUGGGGUGAAUUUUGGUGAAUAAAUUGACUCUUUAGGGAUGAAA
Corvus hawaiiensis (hawaiian crow) is the source of this 1781-nucleotide messenger RNA. RefSeq names its product sarcoglycan alpha (gene SGCA). Gene Ontology annotation, molecular function: calcium ion binding. Bases 414 to 1595 code for a protein of 393 amino acids. The transcript is spliced from 9 exons. NCBI's taxonomy places the organism in Eukaryota, Metazoa, Chordata, Aves, Passeriformes, Corvidae. Gene Ontology annotation, cellular component: membrane; sarcoglycan complex. The record is from RefSeq and is a predicted model, not a curated record.